AUAAUAAUAAUAAUGAUAAUAAUAAGAAGAAGAAGAAGAAGAAGAGAUAUAUUAUGUACUCGAAUACGACUAGGAAGACGAAUAUUUGUUCAAAAAAGAGGACGAAUACAGUUUCAGAUAAGAAAACCGAGACAAACACGAAGAAAUAACACUGGAAUAAUACCUAUAUCUUCUUCAAAGAUAUGGAGGAAGAAGAUUUCUAUCUCUGUUUACUUGCUACUUAUUCGAUUACCAACUUUAAGGAUACAUCUCCAGUAUGAAAAUAGCAAUCCAUCGUUUGUAUAUCUGGGAAGGCAGCAGGACAUCACUGAUAUUCAAAGGUUCAGACAGUUCUUAACAGCUCAGUGUGCCGGGAAAGAGCUUCCAUGUUGUACUUUAGAAUUCAUCAAGUCCACCUUACCCACUCCCAUUAAUUUAGCUGGUACCAAAAGUGGAGCAACCCUUGGGGAAGAUGGAGGGGCAAAGCAACGUCACCUUACACCAAAAACUCAAGAAGUAAAAGAAAAAUUGGACAAGAUCAUGAAGGGAAACAAAGAAGCUGCGUUCACUGACAUAACAAAAGCCACUCCAAAUUUUAAUACACGUUCCUUAAAUGGUGUAACAUGUGAACAUAAUCAAUUUGCACGCUUUUAUUUACUUAUGAAAAAUUGUACCUGGGUCAUUUCUAAUCAGUACAAACCAAAUCAUGCAAAUUCUUUACACUCUGAAGAAAUUUUACUUAAUGAUUUAAACACAUUUCUUCAGGACGAAGGAGAUGAAGUCAGCGCUCUCUUCAUCUAUACAUUCAACAGUCCAUGUUUACACAGGUAUAACAAAACCCCAUGUAUGUUCCUACUUCUAGACCAAAGUCCGAUCUUUAAACACUUCUAUGGGUUUCAGAGACACAUUUUUUAUACUAAGAAUUAUGGAAUAGCAGGCCCACAUUAUUACAAAAAUAUCAAGUACUCUGACAUUUCUCAUUCAGGUUCACCUUUCCAGAAAUUCUGUAAAGAUCAAGAAAAGGUCGCAUUCAAUAUUAAGUCCAAUUUUCAAAAUUUAAUCAAAGAAUUUUUUGAAAAUAACCAUGAAAAAAACCUUUAUAAAGACAAACUUAAAUCUGCUUUGAACUGCCAUCGUACAAGACAAGAGCAUUUGGACCAAGGGCAUGAAAUUUUUGGGUUAUCGGACUAUAAUGCAAAAUGGACUAAAAUAGUUGAGAAGGAGUUCAUGCAACAUGUAAGAGAAAAACUAAGAUCAGCAGUGGUUCCAUAUUUCGCAAAGACAUUUUUAGGAAACAGCUGCCCUAAGCAGCUGUAUCAACUUGGUUCAGAUCAGUCGUUUUACCCAAGAGUAAACUUGCCGUUCUUAUGGCGUACUCUCAUUUUUUAAUUUUUUAAGUUUUUAAGUUCUAUGUUUUUGGGGUUUUUUUUCAAAUGAGACAUUACUACAGUGGUUGAUGAUUCAAUUUGCUGGAAUUCAAUUACAAGGCCAUUCAGUUCACACCAUUCAACUUCAACUGAAUUCAUGUCAUAUUG
Molecule: messenger RNA, 1514 nt
Organism: Melanotaenia boesemani (Boeseman's rainbowfish)
Lineage: Eukaryota; Metazoa; Chordata; Actinopteri; Atheriniformes; Melanotaeniidae
Exons: 4
Coding region: 13-1368 (451 amino acids)
Source: RefSeq, a predicted model, not a curated record